GAUGGAAUUCUCAUAUUCUAGUUCUAAUAGCGGUUUUGGAUUGUUGUCCUUGGAGUCAUGUUCAGACCUUGAGAAUAUUUGCAUAUCCAAGCCAUUCAAAACUUAAUCUAGGUCGAUCAUCCCCAAUUCAAUCGUGCGGCCUCAUCCAUCUCUCCUCCCCUUUGCCUCUUUGACGUCACCUCAGCCUCACCGCCUCAACCUCGCAUCAUCACCACCACUCACCGUCGACUUGGCGCCGUCGCAUCAUCGGCGGCACCUCUUCUUCGUAGCCUGACUUGCACGCACCUCCCUCUCAUCUUUCAGUUUCUCUAUCUCUCAUCUCUACGUCUCUCAUCUCUGAGUUUGUCAUCACUCAUUCUGCUCUCUCAUCUUAUUUUUCAGACAAGGUUUCUCUUUGCAAAGACAUUUUAUCUAGCAAAUUGGAGAGUUUUGAACUGGUGUUUGUGUUGAAAAUCAAGGGCCUUAAAAAUGUCAAAUAUGGAAGCUAGUCCUACACCUACAACAAAUGAUACACCACAAGUAGUUGGGGAUGGAGCAGCUACACUCCCUUCACGUCCUUCCACUUUCGGGAAAGAUCAAGCCUAUUAGGAAAGCAUCGGAGAAGAAGCACAAUGCUCUGCAAAACUACUCAUCAAAGUCAACAGAAGAAGAAGCACAAGGCCGACAUGGAUGGCAGCAGCAGCAGAGUCGACUGGACCAACCAUCCACCCCAACUCUACCCACUCAUCGCCGACCACCUCAAAACCCACAUCGAAGUCCUCCGAUUCCGCAGCGUCUGCAGCUCCUGGCGUUCUUCCAUUCCUCCGUUCCUCGCUACCAUAUCUCCCAAUUUCCCUUUCCCCCACGGGCCCACUGGCUUCCUCUCACAAAUCACCGUCUACCUCACCCGACCCGAUCAGAAUCCGAAUCCUUCCUCGUCGUCCUCGUCGUCCUCGUCGCCUUCAUCCAAGGGCUGGUUGCUGAAGCUCGAAGAGUGCGCGGACAAGAUUCGCCUUCUGAAUCCGAUAACCAACUGGCGGGUCAGCUCUGUCAAGGACAACGUUGCAAGAAAUCCAACGGAUUUGAACCUGGUGGACCUUAACAUGGUGGAGCUGGGCAAAGCAUAUGCGCUGAGAUACGCAAAGGGUUCUGGUUCUAUUUUUGGUAUAAACAAGGUGAUUGUAGCCACUAACUUUAUAGACCGCUCUAUUUUCAUGAUUUACGAUGAAGGAAAAUUGGGUUUUGCCCAAAUUGGAAAUGAGAAGCUCAGACUCAUCAAUGACCAAAUUUCUGAUUACGAUGAUUUGAUUGUGUACAAGGGUCAGCCUUUUGUUAUUAACAAAUGGGGUCAAAUUUUUAGGAUCAAUUCGUCUCUGGAGUUGGUUCCUUUUUCUCCUCCGAUUGGUUUUGGUUGCAGAAAGAAUUUAAUUGAAUGUUGCGGAGAGCUUUAUGUGGUGGAUAGGUACCUUGAUCAGCAAGAUAAAAAAUCACAAGUACCUCUUCAUAAUGCUAGUUAUAAUUUUUUCCUUCGCCAUCCUCCUCUUCGUCGUCGUCGAAGAAUCUGCGACGCUGAUCGGCCCAAGGCAGUUGAUUUCAAGGUCUAUAAGUUGGGUGAUGAAGAGUUGGGGGGCAGAUGGGUUGAAGUGAAGAGCUUGGGGGAUCAAGCUUUCUUCUUGAGUGUUGAUUGCUGUUUCUCUGUUUUGGCUACAGAGUUGGAGGGUUGCAAAGGGAAUUGCAUUUACUUCACAGAUUCAAAUGACAUUGGUUUCGCGUUGAAAGAGUUGCUCAGAUCAGAUGGGUCUGUUUUCAGCUUGGAAGAUCGUAGCAUUAAUUGGCUUAGUUCUUCCCCUGUUUAUUCUCAGAUGUUUUGGCCACUCCCAGCUUAAUUAUCCUUUGGAUUAAUGGAACUUGCUUCCUGCUUACAGGGGAAAGAGGCUGGAGGUUCCAAUUUCUCAUGAAGAAUGAUUUGUAAAAUUAUCUACAGUGUAAUCUAAUGUUGUAAUGGAUUUGUAAAUUAUACAUUUAUGUAAUACCAGGCAUUCUCUCUUGAACUUGUAUCUUUGUAUGUUACUAUUUAAUGUUAUGUUGGUUUUCUAGGAUUUUGAAAGGAA
This is a messenger RNA of Prunus persica (peach), 2090 nucleotides long. Its product is annotated as putative F-box protein At1g65770. The record is from RefSeq and is a predicted model, not a curated record. The transcript has 6 exons. Lineage: Eukaryota; Viridiplantae; Streptophyta; Magnoliopsida; Rosales; Rosaceae. The coding region runs from base 612 to 1865 and encodes 417 amino acids.